CACACACACACACACACACACACACACACACACACACACACACACACACACACACACCAAGGCGCACAGGCCGCCGUCUACAGCCAUCAUGGAGACAACCAAGCUGCCUCCUUCCAGCCCGUCCUCGCCGACCACCAGCUUCUCGGUGCCGUCCGCGGAGAAGGUGGAUGGUUUCCCGCGGAGGUCGAUGCGCAGAGCCCGGCAGAGGAGGUCCCACAGCUCCUCCCAGUUCCGGUACCAGAGCUCCCAGGUGGAGCUCACCCCGCUGCCCCUGCUCAAAGACGCCCCGGUGGCAGAGUUACAUGACCUGUUCUGUAAGAAGCUGCAGCAGUGCUGCGUGCUGUUUGAUUUCCUGGACUGCGUGGCCGACCUGAAGGGGAAGGAGAUCAAACGUGCGGCGCUCAACGAGCUGGUGGAGAGCGUGGCCACGAGCAGAGGAGUUCUCAUAGAGCCUCUGUACCCCGAGGCCAUAAAGAUGAUCUCAGUAAAUAUCUUCCGGACCCUCCCGCCCAGCGAGAACCCAGAGUUUGACCCUGAGGAAGAUGAACCAACACUCGAAGCCUCCUGGCCGCAUCUGCAGCUGGUGUACGAGUUCUUUCUGCGUUUCCUGGAGAGCCCGGACUUCCAGCCCUCCAUGGCCAAGCGCUACGUCGACCAGAAGUUUGUCCUGCAGCUGCUGGAGCUGUUUGACAGCGAGGACCCCAGGGAGAGGGAGUACCUAAAGACCAUCCUGCACCGUGUCUAUGGAAAAUUACUGGGACUCCGAGCGUACAUCCGCAAACAGAUCAACAACAUCUUCCUCAGGUUCAUAUAUGAAACUGAGCACUUCAACGGAGUCGCGGAGCUUCUAGAAAUCCUCGGCAGCAUCAUAAACGGCUUCGCCCUGCCUCUGAAGGCCGAACACAAGCAGUUCCUGGUCCGGGUUCUCAUCCCGCUACACACGGCAAAGUCCCUUUCCAUCUUCCACGCACAGCUGGCCUACUGUGUGGUGCAGUUUAUGGAGAAAGAUGCUACAGUGACUGAAUACAUCAUCAGAGGGCUGCUCAAGUACUGGCCAAAAACGUGCACGCAGAAAGAGGUGAUGUUCCUGGGGGAGAUUGAGGAGAUCCUGGAUGUAAUCGAGCCCUCUCAGUUCAUCCGGGUCCAGGAGCCGCUCUUCAGGCAGAUCGCUGCCUGCAUCUCCAGCCCUCACUUCCAGGUAGCGGAGCGGGCUCUUUACUUCUGGAACAACGAGUACAUCCUCAGUCUGAUCGAGGAGAACUGUCAAGUCAUCCUGCCGCUGGUGUUCGCCACGCUGUACAGAGUCUCCAAGGAGCACUGGAACCAGACCAUCGUGUCUCUGAUCUACAACGUGCUGAAGACCUUCAUGGAGAUGAACAGCAAGUUGUUUGAUGACCUCACUGCCUCCUACAAAGUGGAGAAACAGAAAGAGAUGAAGAGGGAGCGGGAGCGUGCCGAUCUCUGGCGGGGUCUGGAGGAGCACCAGGACCGCCGGAUGCAGAUGCUCACCGAGGCCGCCAGGAACCAGCGCAACCUCCAGGAGCGAGGCGAGAGAGGGGACCCGCCGAGCCCCUCGUCCCCGCAGACGGCUCACUCCGACCAGCCCGAGCCCAAGCCCAGCGGGGCCUCCUCUUUCUCUGGAGCCGGGGAGAGCGCCACCUAGGUGCUGCUCCACGGAGAAUGGAUAGCACGGGGUUAGGGGACAGGGAGACGACACAAGGUUGAUGGUGAAAAGUGUUGGGAGAGAAAAGGUACAAAACAAAUCCACAGCUCUUUUUAUCUUGUAUCAUGGAGGGCGUGGCUUUUUGUGAAAAAGCGCACAAGCUCAGUGAUCCGAGGUAAAGGCUGCACCUUUCUUUUCUGACAGAGUUGUGUGAAAGUGGUUAACUUUUUGCUGUACACACAUCAUGUCGCAGAUCAGAAGAUGAAUAUUGCCCAAAAGUGCAGACUGUCAUUUUAAUCAGCGGCUGGUUCCUAACUGCAGGUCAGUAUCCAAACAUUGGUAGCUGGCCUGCUUAAAAUCAGCCUCAAAAUAAGAGAUGAAAUUUCUCUUUUGGUGCAACACUUACCAAGUUUAACGUGUCUAACUUGUCUUGAUAUUUAACCAACCGAGUCUGUACUGUGGCCGCGUAUUUAUCUUUUGCUCAGAGAUGCUUAUUUCAUGCGUGGACAGCACAAUACAUCAAUAAAACAAAGGAAGCAAUUUCACACAAAUGUCCCGAAACUGUUGCUGCACAGACCAGAAACACACACAUAGUCGCAGGUACAUAUUUACUGUAAAUAUGACUAGACAGAGCAGAGAGAAAAUGUAUCAAACAAAAAAAAUGCAUCAAAUUAUUGCAUCCAAUUUUUGUUCCACACACCCCCAAACAUACACACACACACACACACACACACACACACACACACACACACACACACACACACACACACACACACACACACACACACAGCUGGUUCUGCCGGGUUGGUCGGGCCUAAAGUCUCUGAUGAAGAUGAUGAUGAUGAUGAUAUAAAGUACAAUACUGUUCCUUCUUCUUACUUGUUACUCUACUACUACUACUACUCUACUCUACUCUAAGUACUACUGAUGAUGAUGAUGAUGAUGAUGAUGAUGAUGAUGAUGAUAAUGUUUUUAUAUAUAUACAUAUGUCUCUGGAUAUUUCUGUAGUGUAUUAUGGGAGAAACACUAGUGUAGCAGAUACCAUAGAGGGGAAGGCCGGCUGGAAUUCUGGGUUCACACGUUAGCUGUACGCGGCCAUCAUGGUGGGUGCUGGAAUUCAGCCGAGUUCCCCUUUAACAGACCUUAAAGAGUAGGGGGAUGAAUUGGACUGGUGGUGGCUGUUUUUCUUUUACUUUGAAAAUAGGGAUGUUUGUGGUGCGGCGGGCUUAAUUUAAAAGGGGUAUCGUAACAAAUCCAAAAACAUUCCAUAUUUAGAGAUAAUUUUGCGUUAGGCUGCCGAGUGGAGCUUUCUUGUAAACAAAGUUGUUUUUAGAUCUAGUGUUGCUCAACAAAACACAUAUACAAAAUGUGAUGACCUCCUUAUAAAACACUUGAUUUUUAGAUAUUUUAACUCUUUCAUCGUUUACAUCCAUGUUUACCUGCUAGCAUUUUUCUUCUUCCCUUAUUGAGCAGCACACUGCUAACUGUCUUUGCACAUUUUUGCACACAAACAAUGGAAUAGCAUGUAACUGGUAGCUUGAUGGGAAUCACAUUGCCCCUUGUGCGCAAUAGAAACAUAACAGGCCCGCUUAAUAAAAACAAAACAACUCCACAGGGUACCUUUUAUUUUAAAUUUGCAGCACACAAUUCUCUUUUUUUGUUUACAAUGUACUAAUUUGCUUCCAUAGUUAUCGCAAAGUUGAAGUUUUUAACCCCGCAAUUUCUAACCAAAAAUGUAUCCAUGCAUAAUAGCAAACCCCACCCCACACAGAGGUUACCGGGGUACAAAUGAAGCGCACCACAAGUGUUUCAGACUAAAAAGAAAAACACACAUCCAGUUUGAUUUCCGAGCCGGAGCGUCUGUUCCUUUAGGCAGAGACCUGACGCUGCUCGGUGGCGUCUUGGUGUGUACCGAGAAGAAUCAGUUUAUUCUUGUCUGAUCAUGAUGAAAAAGUGACGCGGUGAAUAGAAAGGGGAAAAAACUGAAAAAAAAUAUUUUAGCAAUAUUUUCAUUCUUUCAGAAUAAUUUGUGUUUUUUUAGGGGGUUAAACAUGAAGUGGGUGUCACUCUCAAAUGUUUACCCCCCACUCUUGUUUUUACUCCUGUUGCGUCCUUGAUAUUCACAUUGUCUUAAAGGUACUUUCUGUGUACAUUUAUUUAAAGAAUCUUUGCUUUGUAAUUACGUUGUUUUUUUCUCUUUGUUUUUGUAUGAUCUUGUUCAUUUUGUGGAAUUCUGAUACUGAUGCUAUUUAUUAUCAAUUUGAUCAGGAAAUGUAACUAUUUUGAAGAUGAUGGUCAGGUUGUGUGUGUGUGUGUGUGUGUGUGUGUGUGUGUGUGUGUGUGUGUGUGUGUGUGUGUGUGUCCGAGUGAAUCAGUGAGCAGGAGACGAGUGUAGACAGAGCGAUCGAGAACAAGAGAAAAACUGUUCUCUCUUUUUCUCUCUCUCUCCUUCUCUCCUUCCUGAGGGACAGGGUUUGAAUCUGAAUGUAUCGUGAAACAAAUCGAUUGAUUGUUUUUUUGACGCUUGAGACGCAGAGCUACCUGUCGGCUGCUUCAUAACCAAACAUUCAAAAACCCUUCGAACCAGCAGAUUUUUUUUUAAACUCUCACAUCCAAUCAUGCCUGAGUCAACAAGGUUUUGAAAUCCAUUUGGCAAGUUUUAUUGAGCUGUACACGACUGAUUUAGCAUUUAAAGCAAUUUUCAAGGUUUUUUCUGAACACUUUAAGUCUGAGUUUGGCCAACUGUGUUCCUUUCAAGCUGCAAUCACCUAUUCUAUUCUAUUUGUUGAAAAAAAAAAACGUAUUGCUUUCAAAUGUUAAAACUGCUGCUUUGCAUAUCACUUCAAGUCUAACACAUUUGGCAGCCAUAUUUUCAAAUGUGUGCAUGAAAAUUAAUUUGGUGAACUUGGAUUCAGUAGUUUGACACUAAAAUGGUGUAACUUUCUGCAGCUUGCCACAUAUCAUACAAUUAAGAGUUCCAGAAAAAGCUUGAAAUUGAAACCGGAAUCAUCAUUAAUUCACAUGUACUAUUUUUUCCCAACCAUCUGGCUUGUGACCCAUUCAAACAAACAAAACUCCUAGGCCUGUUUGUGGACAGAGAUCAACCAAAGAGUUUUUGUUUUUUUUCAUGAUUUUUCCAGAAGCCUUGAGAGGUCUCCCUUAUUAAAAUUCAAAAAAAUCAAGUGUUUGUUCCAAUUGAGUGCUCAACUUCAACAUUUCAAAUUAGCUUUAAUUUAAGGAACAUCCCAAAAUUAAAUGAUUUAUUGAAGGACCCAAAACGUAGGAACCAUUAACAUAAGCCUAUUUCUUUCCUGUUUCUGCACAUGACGUGUUCCAUGGCUUUCACAGAAAAUACAAUGCUGCAUUAGGUGAAACAGCAGCCUGCACCUGCAAACAUCACCAAGGCCCCCUUUUGUAGGAUUUCAAACGUUGUUUUGAUUCAGGCAAAAAACACAACUGAAAAGAGACAAAACUUGACCUCACUGUCAUAAAACUCAGCUUACUCUAUGAUUUUAGUUUUGGCUAGCUUCCUCACAAACCCUCUUGAUUGUUAUUGUCAGUCGGUCAGCUGACUCGGGGAAAACGGAACCCCACGCUCCCGCUCUUCUACAAUCCCAACUCAUAUCAAACAACAGUCAUAUUCCUACUGUACUUCUAGAAACCUGCCGUAAAUUCUAGAACCGCUCCAGAAAUGGAAAGUAUGAGAAGAGAGCUCGGGUAUCGCCGCACAGACAUCGGACGCUGGUUUCAUUCUCUGUCACAUAUCCCCUCUGAGGCCAAAUUGAAACAAAAGGUUUUAAAUCAAAGGGGAGGUGUGAACGGAUUCAAUGAAAGCAGCCGGUAUACUGUAGAUGAAAAAAAAAAAACAGGUGGAGAAAGACAGAGGAGAGAAAAGACGUAGAGUUAGACACGAUAGAAUGGCAAUAAGUCAGAGCAACAGUAACAGAAUGAGAAUAUAAUGUUACCAAAACCUACAACUGCAUUACGUAGCAACUUCACUGAAUUUCUAGAUUUGCACUGUCUGCCCAAUGGUCUGUGUUUGUUGUGUUGAAGAAAAACCUUAGAGAAGAUGAUGAAGACGAUGCAGAAGAAGAUGUAUAUUUUGGGGACCAACAAAGCGGUGGGGGGGUUGAAUGUAGAGAGGCUUACUACUGUACGUAACAUUACAGGGGGGUGUAGAAUGGAGAAAAAAAACUAUGUGCUAAAAAUGAAACUUCACUUUGAGAAAA
This is a messenger RNA of Notothenia coriiceps (black rockcod), 5892 nucleotides long. It is a transcript of the gene ppp2r5b, whose product is annotated as protein phosphatase 2, regulatory subunit B', beta. Gene Ontology annotation, cellular component: protein phosphatase type 2A complex; cytosol; nucleus. The transcript has 13 exons. The record is from RefSeq and is a predicted model, not a curated record. Gene Ontology annotation, biological process: protein dephosphorylation; signal transduction. The coding region runs from base 89 to 1663 and encodes 524 amino acids. Lineage: Eukaryota; Metazoa; Chordata; Actinopteri; Perciformes; Nototheniidae. Gene Ontology annotation, molecular function: protein phosphatase activator activity.